Sesamum indicum (sesame) is the source of this 1576-nucleotide messenger RNA. RefSeq names its product P-loop containing nucleoside triphosphate hydrolases superfamily protein. NCBI's taxonomy places the organism in Eukaryota, Viridiplantae, Streptophyta, Magnoliopsida, Lamiales, Pedaliaceae. Gene Ontology annotation, cellular component: GET complex. The record is from RefSeq and is a predicted model, not a curated record. Gene Ontology annotation, biological process: tail-anchored membrane protein insertion into ER membrane. Gene Ontology annotation, molecular function: ATP binding; ATP hydrolysis activity.
CCCAAAAGAACCAAGAAGGAUUCUUUAGUCAAGGCAGUCUUCUAUUUCAGGCAAGAACCAGAACUCCCCCGUAGAUCUCUUCUAACAAGACACCUAAGCAAAACCUCCGCCGUACUCCAACUGCUUUGUAGAAAUUCCAAGACAACAAGAAACCCCAGAGACCAGUACACAAACAUCAAAGAAACAAGACCAAGUGCAUUCAGCGACAAUUGAUGGGUUCCAACGAAGAGUUGCCGGAGGCAACAGUGCAGAAUAUACUCGAGCAGGACUCAUUGAAGUGGAUUUUCGUCGGUGGGAAAGGCGGCGUGGGUAAGACUACGUGCAGCUCUAUUCUGUCCAUCUUGCUCGCGCGGGUGCGACAGUCUGUGCUCAUCAUCUCCACCGACCCAGCACAUAAUCUAAGUGAUGCGUUCCAGCAGAAGUUCACCAAGAGCCCUACCCUUGUUAAUGGCUUCUCUAACUUGUACGCCAUGGAAGUUGAUCCUACCGUGGAACAUGAAGACAGCCUUGGGACAGAUAUUACUGAUGGAUUUAUAUCAGAUUUAGCAAAUUCUAUUCCAGGAAUUGAUGAGGCUAUGAGUUUUGCUGAAAUGCUCAAGCUAGUGCAAAGUAUGGAUUAUUCUGUCAUAGUAUUUGAUACAGCUCCAACUGGCCAUACGCUUCGGCUGUUACAGUUUCCUUCAACAUUAGAAAAAGGGCUUGCUAAAAUGAUGAGUUUGAAGAAUAAAUUUGGUGGCUUGUUGAGCCAGAUGACUCGUCUUCUUGGUGUUGGUGAUGAAUUUGGUGAAGAUGCCAUCUUGGGAAAGCUUGAGGGCAUGAAAGAUGUGAUUGAACAAGUGAACAAGCAGUUCAAGGAUCCGGAUUUGACAACCUUUGUCUGUGUCUGCAUUCCAGAAUUCCUUUCUCUUUACGAAACUGAACGACUUGUUCAGGAACUUACUAAGUUUGAGAUAGAUACACAUAAUAUCAUUAUCAACCAAGUAAUUUAUGAUGAAGAAGUUGUCGAAUCAAAGUUGCUCAAAGCUAGAAUGCGCAUGCAGCAAAAAUACCUGGAUCAGUUUUACAUGUUAUACGACGAUUUUAACAUUACUAAGUUGCCAUUGCUGCCCCAAGAGGUUUGUGGGGUUGAAGCAUUGAAAUCAUUUUCACGCCAUUUUUUAUCCCCGUAUCAAUCAUCCAUUCAACGAGGAACAGUAGAAGAGCUUGAGCAGAGAGUAUCAACACUUAGAGAGCAGCUUAAGGAUGCUGAGGCAGAACUCGAAAGACUCAGAAAGGGGAAACAAAAGGUUUGAUGCAAACACAGUAUCAUGGAGGCAGUCCUUCACAUAGCGUUGUCUGAUGGAGAGAGUGACGUAUGGCAAACUGCGUCUCCAUUCAACUUUAGAGGGUUAUCAGUAUGUAUUACAAAUUCAAACUGCUGUAUGGAUCUAAGGAUUAAUUCUUUCCUCCCCCCCUCAUUUUUAGAUGCAAUAAGGGAUUUGUUUUCUGAUUGUAAUCUGAUGGUCCCAUGAUGCAUCAUUUGUAAACUUGCAACAGUACAAUUCAGUUGGAUCAGCAUCUUUCGUUUCUUUCUUCA